AUGAGCUGGUAUGAAUACCCUCUUGUUGGGAGGAAUCCCUCCCGACAAGAGGAAGUCUUCCAGAGUAAGCAGAAUGGCUCAGUCACCGUCCCAGAUCCUUACAGUUGGCUACAUGAGCCACCCAAGCAGAGCAAUGCCCUCAAGCGGGCCACUGACCCCAAACAGCCCGCAGGCAAGCUCUUCCUCGAUCCCAACCUGUUCUCCAUCAAUGGCACUACCGCACUCUCAUUCUCUGCCACAUCCGAGUCAGGCAUCUAUAUGGCGUACGGUGUCUCCCGCUCUGGAAGCAACAGUCAGACUAUCUACGUCCGUCGCACCGACUCUCCCCACACAAAGUCUGCCGCCGAUGGUGGCAAGAGGGGCAAGGACACAGUCGUUGCCGGGAGGUGUACAUACCCACCAGCUUGCAGGGAGGUGUACAUACCCACCAGCUCAUUGGGAGGAAUCCCUCCUGGCAAGCUGGUGUAUAUACCAGCUUGUUGGAAGGGAUUCCUUCCGACGAGCUGGUGUGUACAUACCAGUUUGUCGGAAGGGAUUCCUUCUGACGAGCUGGUGUACAUACCCUCUCGUCGGGAGGGAUUCCUCCCGACAAGAGGGUAUUCAUCCCAGCUUGUUGGGAGGAAUCCCUCCCGCUCGCCGGGAGGGAUCCCCCCCGGCAAGCUGGUAUGUACACCAGCUCGUCAGGAGGAACACCUCCCGGCAAGCUGCUUGCCGGGAGGGAUUCCUCCCGGCGGUGUGGCCUCUCUUGGCACCGGGUAUCCCUUGGGAUACCCGGAUAUCUGCCAGGUUUGGGUAGAAAAACAGCCAUCCAAAGCCAAAUCCGCACCCGCUGGCGGAUACCCGCUGGUGCUGGCGGGUAUCCACCAGCGGAUAGCGGAUAUCUGCAACGGAUUAUCCCCGCCCAUCUCUAGUCAUGGGUUGGGUUUGGGCAGAUUUUGA
Puccinia graminis f. sp. tritici CRL 75-36-700-3 is the source of this 939-nucleotide messenger RNA. RefSeq lists its product as uncharacterized. Bases 1 to 939 code for a protein of 312 amino acids. The record is from RefSeq and is a predicted model, not a curated record. The transcript is spliced from 4 exons. Lineage: Eukaryota; Fungi; Basidiomycota; Pucciniomycetes; Pucciniales; Pucciniaceae. Gene Ontology annotation, cellular component: cytosol. Gene Ontology annotation, molecular function: serine-type endopeptidase activity; oligopeptidase activity.